CUCGUCGCCUAUCCCCCUCCCAUUCCCAAGCUCAACCCCCCGCCUCGCCCACCCGAGCCGACCCCUCUCGAAGCUUCCGGAACCUCCCUUAAGAGAGCGAUGCAGCCCCGGCGCCAGCAGCAGCAAUCGAUCCUCUCCUUCCUCCAGAAGCAGCCGCCGCGGCGGGACCCGGCGGGGGAGGGCACGACCCCCGAGAAGCCCCCGCGCCCCCCCGCGGGGUCGGUCGCCGGCAUCAUGGAGAGGCUCGUGCGUCCGCCGCCGCUGCCGCAGCCCCAGGGGAGAAACAAAGAUGCUUCCCGGGUUAGACAUGCGGAGAAGGCCACCUCUGUGAAAAAUCAAGUUCCUUCAAAUGAGCGUUCAACUCCAUUGUUCUCAAGGCCUUGUAAUGUUGAAUACAGCAAAGUAACCCUGUUUCCAGAACAAAGUUCGGAUAUGACUCCCUUGCAGGAGCCCCUGAAGCAUUUAUUGAGGUCUUCUGUAGAUGAAUUUGUUAGAGCAAGGACACUGUUCGGCUCAAAUCAAACUCCUCUUCAGGAGCAUCCAAAGAAGUUAUUCUCAGAGUUUCCUAAUAAUAGUUGCAUUCGAGCUACUUCAUUAUUUGAAGAAUUUGAUGUACAAACUCCUUCUCAGGAUCCCUCAAAGAGAAUCUUCCUGGGGCCUUCUCAUGGAGCUGAUACACCUUUAACAGAAUAUGGUUCAGAUCAAACCCUUUUGCAGCAUUCAUCAAAGAAGUUUUCAUUGAUUUCUGCUAAUGGUGAAUAUGCUAGAGCAGCGACAGCCUUUGGGUUAGAUUCAAAUGAUACUUGUACAGAGGAACCUUCAAAGAAGCUAUCCUCAGGAUCCUCAGACCCUUUUUACAUCAAAGCAACAAAUUUGUUUGCAGAACUAGAUUCAAAUGCAACCCCAUCGCAGAACCACUUGAAAAAUGUCUCUUCGGUGCUCAUGAAUGAUAAACAUGUAGCAGCUGUGACACUAUUUCCGGCACUUGAUUCUAGUCCUUCGAAACCAGAAACGCCAGCAAUGCAAGCAGCCAUUCCUCGCCCAAAGCGAGUUCGAGAAGAACAAAGUGCGACUGCUGACAACCAACCCUCUCCUUUGCGGGUCUUGAACAAGAAGAUGAAAUCAUCUCAUUGUUCUCCUAUUGGGAAGAAGGUUCAUGAUGAGAUAGCUGAAAGUGCACGGAGCAAGUUUGAGUGGCUGAAUCUGUAUACCAUCAGGGAUGCAAAUGGAAGACGACCAAAUGAUCCACUUUAUGACAAGAGUACUCUAUUUAUUCCACCUGAUGCGUUGAGAAAGAUGUCAACCUCUCAAAAGCAAUACUGGAAUAUUAAGUGCAAAUACAUGGAUGUUGUCCUUUUUUUCAAAGUGGGAAAAUUUUACGAGCUCUAUGAGCUAGAUGCUGAGAUUGGCCAAAAGGAACUUGACUGGAAAAUGACUGUUAGUGGGGUGGGCAAGUGCCGACAGGUUGGCAUUUCAGAGAGUGGGAUAGAUGAUGCUGUUGAUAAGCUUGUAGCUCGGGGGUAUAAAGUAGGAAGAAUAGAACAAAUGGAAUCUGCAGACCAGGCCAAAGCUAGAGGGUCAAACACAGUUAUUGAAAGAAAGUUAGUUCAGGUGUGCACACCGUCAACUGUAGCUGAUAGCAACAUUGGGCCUGAUGCUGUACACCUUCUUGCAUUGAAAGAGGUUACCCUAGCUUCUAGUGGUUCUCGGGUGUAUGGAUUUGCUUUUCUAGACUAUGCUGCUCUUAAAAUUUGGGUGGGUUCACUCCAUGAUGAUGAUUCGUCUGCAGCUUUGGGGGCUUUGUUGGUGCAGGUUUCUCCAAGAGAAAUAAUCUAUGAAACAUCAGGCCUCUCAAAAGAAACUCAUAUAUCGAUGAGAAAAUAUGCCUCAGCAGGGUCUGUGAAAAUGCAGCUGACCCCACUAUCUGGGAUAGAUUUCUCUGACGCAUCACAAAUUCAAAUGUUAAUCCAUUCUAAAGGGUACUUCAAAGCAUCAACAGAUUCGUGGUUAAAUGCAUUGGAAUAUUCGGUGAAUCGAGAAGCGGUUAUUUGUGCACUUGGUGGACUUAUUGGUCAUAUGACUAGGCUUAUGUUACAUGAUGCUCUAAAAAAUGGGGAAGUCCUACCGUACCAUGUGUACAAAACUUGUCUAAGGAUGGACGGUCAGACUCUUGUGAACCUUGAGAUUUUCAGCAACAGUUUUGAUGGUGGUCCAUCAGGUACUUUAUAUAAGCACCUCAAUCACUGCGUCACUGCAUCUGGUAAGCGGCUGCUAAGAAGGUGGAUUUGCCAUCCACUAAGGGAUGUUGAUGAUAUCAAUAAAAGGCUCGAUGUUGUUGAAGGUUUCAUCCUAAACUGCGGUCUAGGUCCUAAAACACUCGAGUAUCUCCGUAAAAUACCUGAUCUUGAGAGAUUAUUAGGACGAGUUAGAUCCACUGUUGGGUUAUCAUCUUCAGUCCGGCUGCCCUUUGUUGGAAAAAAGAUAUUAAAGAGACGGAUUAAAACAUUUGCCAUGCUUAUCAAGGGCCUCCGGGUUGGAACUGACUUACUAAAUGAAAUACAAAGAGGGGAUCAUGGUGUCUCAGCUCUUUAUAAGGUUGUGGAGAUUCCGGCAUUGAGCUCCCUACGUGAAUUAAUUCAUCAAUUUGAAGAGGCAAUACAAAAUGAAUUUCCAUGUGACCAGGAUAAUGAUGUCAAAGAUGAUGAUGAUAACACUUUGGCUGUUCUAGUGGACCUCUUUGUUGGAAAGGCUUUUGAAUGGUCUCUGGUGAUCAAUGCUGUCAGCAUUAUCGAUGUGCUUAGGUCCUUUGCUGCAAUGACUUUGUUGUCAUUUGGCACCAUGUGCAGACCACAUAUUCUGCUGAAAGAUGGUGUGCCUGUACUUCAGAUGAAGGGUCUAUGGCAUCCCUAUGCUUUUACAGAAAGUGCAAAUGGGCUGAUACCAAAUGAUUUAUCUCUUGGUCAUGAUUUAUCUGGUUUUAAUCGUUUUGCGUUGCUGUUAACUGGUCCAAAUAUGGGUGGGAAAUCUACGAUAAUGCGCGCCACCUGCCUGGCUAUUGUACUUGCCCAGCUUGGCUGUUAUGUCCCCUGCCAAUCAUGUGAAUUGACCCUCGCGGACUCCAUCUUUACACGUCUUGGUGCAACAGAUCGGAUUAUGUCUGGAGAAAGCACGUUUCUUGUUGAAUGUACUGAGACUGCCUCUGUUCUUCAGAACGCAACUGAGGACUCUCUUGUCUUGCUUGACGAGCUUGGCAGAGGAACUAGCACAUUUGAUGGAUAUGCAAUUGCAUAUGCUGUAUUUCGCCACCUUGUGGAAAAGGUGCGAUGCCGUCUGCUCUUCGCCACUCACUACCACCCUCUCACAAAGGAGUUUGCCUCUCACCCUCACGUGAGCCUCCAGCACAUGGCCUGCAUGCUCAAGCCAAGGAGCGGUGCCCACGGCAGCAACGGUGAGAAGGAGCUCACCUUCCUCUACCGGCUCACCUCAGGAGCCUGCCCAGAGAGCUACGGCCUGCAGGUCGCCACAAUGGCAGGGCUUCCGAAGUCUAUAGUGGAGAAGGCUUCAGUCGCAGGCCAGAUGAUGAGGUCAAAGAUCGCCAGGAACUUCAAGUCGAGCGAACAGCGGGCGGAGUUCUCGACCCACCAUGAAGAAUGGCUGAGGACGGCCCUGGCGGUGAGUGUGAAGGACGGCCACUUGGAUGAGGACAUCAUGGACACCCUGUUCUGCGUCUCGCAAGAGCUCAAAGCUCACUUCAGGAAAACAAGUUGAGCAUUCGCCACCAGUUGCAACUAAUUAUCAAUGUUUAUAUCCAGUUCGAUACCAUCUUUUGCACGUUAUAAUAUCGUACCUUUAGCAUCACUUGAUUUAAUAUAAUCAGCCUUUUUGAUGGCUUGAGUUA
Messenger RNA from Phragmites australis (common reed), 3898 nucleotides. RefSeq names its product DNA mismatch repair protein MSH7. The record is from RefSeq and is a predicted model, not a curated record. Gene Ontology annotation, biological process: mismatch repair. The transcript has 17 exons. Gene Ontology annotation, cellular component: MutSalpha complex; nucleus. Gene Ontology annotation, molecular function: mismatched DNA binding; ATP binding; ATP-dependent DNA damage sensor activity. Lineage: Eukaryota; Viridiplantae; Streptophyta; Magnoliopsida; Poales; Poaceae. Bases 100 to 3768 code for a protein of 1222 amino acids.